This is a messenger RNA of Mytilus trossulus (common blue mussel), 3457 nucleotides long. RefSeq names its product pumilio homolog 3-like. Lineage: Eukaryota; Metazoa; Mollusca; Bivalvia; Mytilida; Mytilidae. Gene Ontology annotation, cellular component: nucleolus. Gene Ontology annotation, molecular function: mRNA binding. The transcript is spliced from 18 exons. Bases 175 to 2586 code for a protein of 803 amino acids. Gene Ontology annotation, biological process: regulation of translation. The record is from RefSeq and is a predicted model, not a curated record.
AGAGUGCAUGAACAUAUUCAUAUCGAUAUUUUUAUGUAUAAAGACACUCAAAUAUUAAAAAAUCGAAGAAUAAAUUUGUAUCUUGCGCAAUAAAUUUUACGACACUUACUACAACCUAUUGUUGAUAAAAAUACCCACGAGGAAAAUUUUGAAAAUUUGAAGCAAUAUUUCAAGAUGAGAAUAGCAAUGGAGGCAGAUUCUUCCUUUGAAGAUGAAUUUUAUCAAAGACCUAGACGUAAACCAAAGAGUGGUAAACAGAAAGGUGUUCGUGGUAACCCAGAAGGUGACAGUAUCUUGGGAAAAGAAAAAGGAAAGUUAAGAGCUCCUCCAAACAGUGAUAAUGACUCUUCAUUUGAUGUAAUAUCUCCUUCAAAGAAAAGAAAAACACAUAUAAAUCCAGAUCCACUUGAGAAUGUUCAGCGUAAACCAACAAAGCGCCAUUUACAGAUGUACAGUGAUACUGACCUGUCAUCGCUAGAUCAAACAGAUACACCAGACACAUUGAGUCAGAUUAGCUCUAUAAUGCCUUGUUCUGAUGUGUCCAUGCAAACAACAUUUUCCCGUAUGAGAAAGCCUAAAGGAAGAGCAGAUAUCACAUUAGAAAAGGCUGUUCAAAAGGCCAGAGGCCAACCAGAUGGUGCAGAAAGGUCUUUCCAUCAAAAGAAAGCGAGUAAAUCUAUACUUCAACCAAGAUUGUCUACUGUGAGAGAGGCUGCUGAGGGGAGAACAUCAGAUAGUUCUACACAGGAAGUUUGUGUAGAAGAUGAACCUGCAUCACCUGGUCCACAACAGUUUGAAAGACGGAAAUCAAUGAAGGUAAAAUUGAAAAGAGCAGCCAGUAAUGCAGCAGGUAAACUGAAGUCAUUAAAAGGAAAGAAGGUCCAGCUUAGUGAAAGUAGACUAAUUGCCAAGUGUAAAAUGGAAGAUUCACAACUGGAAGAAACAUCAGAAUCAAAGAAGACUAAAUUGAAAGAGCUUCCAUUCAAGGAAAGAAAGAAAGUUCGUAAAAUGUUGAAAAAUAAUUUCAAUAUGAUUCAAAGAUCAAAGAAAAUAUGGGAAGAAUUAAGAAGACAUGAUGUAAAGGAAAGUAAGAAACAUGAGCUGUGUACAGAAUUGAUGGGAUUUGUUAAAGGAAACAUGAAAGAGUUUGCAUUUGCUCAUGACACAGCAAGAGUUUUACAGUGCCUUGUACAGCAUGGAUCACCAAGUCAGAAAGAUGAGGUAUUUGAGGAAGUAAAAGAUCAGAUAUGUUUAAUGGCCAGGUCAAAGUAUGCUAAGUUCUUAGUAAAGAAAUUAAUUGUAUAUGGAUCAAAACAACACAAGAAUCAUGUCUUCAAGAGUUUCCAUGGAAAUGUUAGAAAACUGGUUAGACACAGGGAAGCCUCAGAUUUAGUAGAAUUUGCAUAUAAUGAAUAUGCAAAUGCACCACAGAGACUGUCAUUAUUGGAAGAUUUUUAUGGUCCAAGCUUUAUUUUAUUCAAGACCCCUGACAUGAGAUGCCUGGAUCAGAUGUUGAUGCUACAACCAGAUAAAAAAGACAUGAUUCUCAGCAACAUGAAGGAAGCUUUACUGCCCCUUAUUGAUAAGACCAUUUUAAUACAUUCCAUGGUACACAGAAUUUUCUUUGAAUUUUUUGUUCAUGCAUCAGACAAAAUGAGAUCAGAUAUGAUUGAAGCCUUGAGAGAAUCGUUAAUGCAUAUGAUACACACAAGAGAUGGAUCACGAGUAGCUAUGUACUGUUUCUGGUAUGGUAAUGCUAAGGACAGAAAAAUAAUGAUAAAAAGUUUGAAGACCCAUGUGAUGAAGAUCUGUUGUGAAGAGUAUGGACACUUAGUGAUGUUAGCCAUGUUUGAUGGGGUUGAUGACACAAAACUUGUACAGAAAGCUAUUCUUGAUGAUGUUAUAAAGAAUGUACCUCAACUGGCCAAGAACCAAUAUGGAAAGAAAGUUCUGUUAUAUUUACUAUGUCCAAGAGAUCCACAUUUCUUCCACCCAGAUGUUGUAAAGAUCUUACAAGAGGCUGAUCUUAGUACUACCAGCAAAAAACAGAAAUCAAUACGUCACAGAGAACUAUUAGAAUUUGUGUCAGAACCAUUGUUAAAGUACAUAGCUGAUUAUACUAGAGAACUUGUAAUGGAUAAUACUUCAUUACUGUUCUUAUCAGCCAUCAUUACACAUUCUUUGGGAGAUCCAACAUCAGCUAUGACAGCAAUAGCUAAGUUAGCAUCAGAGCCAUUUGUAGCUGGAAGUUUACAAAACAUGCACAUUGUGGAACAUAGUGCAGGUCACAUGGCACUAAAGAAGUUAAUACAGUCUGAUAAAGAGAGGAUCCAAGAGGGAAAAUCAGUGCUGUUUUCCCAAAUAUUAUUACAGACACUACCAGAUGGAGGCUUAAAAUCUUGGGCAGCCUGUAAUAGAGGAUGUUUUACAUUAGCAUUUUUAUUGGAGUUGGAUCAUCCAGAAGUUACAGACCUAGUCACUGCACAGUUAAUUGGUGUACGAAACGCUUUGAAAAAAAUGACAUUCAAAGGAGCACAAGUCCUUAUGCAAAAAUUAGACGCUGUUAAUGGGGAGUUCAAGUUGUAAAAAAUCUCUGACAAUAGAUCAGAUAAUAAAUCCCUGUAUUAAAACCUGAGGCUUAUAUUGACAACAAAAAAGAUGGUGUUGACUUGUUAUAUAGGUUAUAGGUUAUACAUGUUAUGAGAAACUGAAUGUCAAACAAAACUCAUAUCAAAACCAUAAACUGAUUGUAUGUUAUGUUUUUAAAUAGCAUACACAUAAAUUGAACUAUCAUUCAUUUAUGUAACUUGAAAAUUUUAACUUAUUGUCCCUGUUAAACGUACUAGGUUUUAAUUAUGUCAGGGAUUCAAUUGUGUAUUUAGUUUUACAUUUACAUCAGGCAAACCUGUUAAAAAUUUGGUAAUUGGAUUGCUUUGUGAAUUUGAAAUAAAACUUGCAUGAGAUGAGAGGUUUCACUUUAGAUGUAUAUGCAGUGCAAGGUAUUUUAUUUUGUCCUUGUCUGUUGUGAAACAAGAAUGAGUGCAAUAUUUGUAAUACAGUUAUGUAAAUUAAUUUUAUAUUUGUACACAUUCAUCCAUGUCCUGAGUGCAGUGUAGUGUGAUUAUUGCCAGAUUUGUGAGCUGAAGGAAAGAGGGCAUUAAUUGAAUUCACAUCAGUUUUAUUAAAUAAAAAUCUGUACAUUUAGAAAUAAAAUAGAGUUGAACUUGAAAAUGAUGCCUAAGAACAUCAUGAUAAGUACUUUUAGAAAUUUUAAAAGCAAAAAAAUAACAUUUGUUAAUCUUUUUUAGAUGUGUACAAUCAUGCAAAAAGUUUUUGAAUACAGAAUGAUUUUUAGACUUUAACUUUUUAUUUGGCAAAUGCACUUGUUUUAUGUACAGACAUUGAGAAGUGAUGUAUAGUUUUAUUCUGAGUAAUAAAAUUGUUUUUGUUGUAAAAA